CGGUGAUAUACAACUAAUCAUGGGUCGGGCUACUGGAGUAAGAACGAUAUUGAUACCCGAACCGAAUUUUAUUUGGAGACGAGUAUCUGUUGUAUAAAUAGACCUGUGCGAAUUUUGUCCACGGCGUCAUCACCCCAGGACAUCCAACUGCGAAAUGGAGAGAUCAUGCAAAUUGUGUGGAAUUCGUCGGUACCAAUUCUUGAGGGAAUUCUUCGCCGAAUUUCUGGGAACGUUCAUGUUGAUGAUCUUCGGGAUCGGCUCUGUUGCCCAAGCCGUUUUGAGUAGAGGAGAAACCGGUUCGGCGCUGUCAAUAAACUGGGCCUGGGGUUUCGGGGUCAUGUUUGGUGUGUACGUUGCGGGAGGAGUGUCAGGUGGCCACAUCAACCCCUCUGUGACUAUAGCGCAGGCCUGUAUUGGACGAUUUCCUUGGCGCAAAGUUCCGGUGUACGUUUUGGCGCAAUACUGCGGCAGUUUCGUGGCAUCAGUCAUCGUUUUCUUCGUUUAUACUGAUUCUCUUCACAACUUCGAUGGAGGUAAUAGAUCUGUGGAGGGUGUUAAUGCUACAGCGGGGAUCUGGUCGACAUACCCUCAACCUCACGUGUCGACGUGGAAUGGACUGGGCGACCAGGUGUUCGGUACUGCUAUAUUGCUAAUCUGUGUGCUGGCCGUGACGGACAAGCGUAACGCCGAAACACCGUCCGGUCUGGUGCCAAUAAGUGUGGGACUUUCCGUGGUUGCCAUCGGCAUGACCUUUGGUUACAACUGUGGUUACGCCAUCAACCCAGCUCGUGAUUUGGCUCCCAGAUUCUUCACCUUCUUGGCUGGGUGGGGAGCUCAUCCGUUUAGUUUUCGAAACUACAACUGGUUUUGGGUGCCUAUUGUCGGUCCGCACGUCGGCGCCGUGGUCGGCGCAAUAAUCUACCAGAUCCUGGUGGGGUCCCACUGGCCGAAAGUGUACGUCGUCACGGAAGAGGUCAAGGAAGAAAUCAGUCUGAACAAGGGCAAUGGACACGUUAACGAAGAUUUCGAGAUGGACCACAACCACAAGUGCGCUAUCGAGGCAACCCACAAGUGAUUGAUGCUGAUAUGAAUGUUGUGAUUAGACGGACAACCUAUCAACUUCGUUGGAUUUACAAAUGCUUCUUGAUAACCAAGUUAUAAAAACGAAAUAUUUAUGCUAUUAGGUUCAUAUUAUUACACCAUCGAGGUACAUAUACCACGUAUGUGCCAAGGACACAUCGCUGACAUACAAUUGUUUGUUUUAUAUUAUUACAACAACGAGCUACAUUGUAUUUGUGUCAGAAACUUUAUCGCUGUAUACAAGUUUGUUUUAUGUUGU
Gigantopelta aegis is the source of this 1339-nucleotide messenger RNA. Its product is annotated as aquaporin-10-like. Gene Ontology annotation, biological process: glycerol transmembrane transport; water transport. The transcript is spliced from 7 exons. The record is from RefSeq and is a predicted model, not a curated record. Bases 155 to 1075 code for a protein of 306 amino acids. Gene Ontology annotation, cellular component: plasma membrane; basolateral plasma membrane. Gene Ontology annotation, molecular function: glycerol channel activity; water channel activity. NCBI's taxonomy places the organism in Eukaryota, Metazoa, Mollusca, Gastropoda, Neomphalida, Peltospiridae.